AAGAAACCAACCAAGCGGCAAGUGGAGAGGGUGUUGAAAAAGGAGGGCUGGACAGUGAAUUGUCCAAAGGCGAUGGAUAUUGUGAAGAACUGGAAACCAUCCCCCAGAUUGAUGCUGGAGACAGACCCAAGAAUCAGCACACAUGUUACUCACCAGGACUGGAGAGGGCUGGUGAUCACAAAUUUCUUGGGAGGAACACGGCUGGGUGUGGCUACAAUGGCGCACUUCUACAAAGGUGACAUCGUCUGCGACUAUCACGGGAAGCUGAUCACAGCCGAGGAGGGGGAAACCAUGAUGAAAGAGCAAAACAUCCAGCCCGGCUUGCUCUUCUUUUUUAAGGUUGGUGGGAAGCAUCUAUGUAUCGAUGCGCAUACCUCCCCGUGUGAGUGCCACCCCGAAAGGGAAACAUUUGGCCGGCAAAUUAAUAAUUCGAGGAAGCAGCCUAAUCUCAAAGCCAAGCAACGCACAGUGAUUGUGGAUGGCCAGAAGCAACACAUCAUCCUCUUCAAGGCCAUAAAGGACAUUGGUGUCAGUGAAGAAAUCCGUUUUGAUUAUAGCAAAAACUUGCUUCAGGUUGAAGGACUGGACAUGGAGUGGCAGGAGGAUUAGGACAGGAUAUCUCUGUACUGUGUAAAUAGUUUGAUCUUAAUUCUCUUUUAGAUAAGGAUCGAAAACUUAAUUUUGAAUGAAGCAUGUGAUCCGUGCAAAGUUAGAAGCAAUAAUAACGAUAUGAAUGAUAAUCAUCACCAGCAUCAUCCAAUAUAAUAAUCAUAACCUUGAUCUUUAAAGUCCAUCAAAAUGGCUCAUGUUUUAUGCAACACUUUUA
Molecule: messenger RNA, 826 nt
Organism: Syngnathus acus (greater pipefish)
Lineage: Eukaryota; Metazoa; Chordata; Actinopteri; Syngnathiformes; Syngnathidae
Product: N-lysine methyltransferase KMT5A-like
Exons: 2
Coding region: 73-609 (178 amino acids)
Molecular function (GO): protein binding
Source: RefSeq, a predicted model, not a curated record